AUGGUAGCCUAUCAAAAGGUUAGGAGGUUUAAGAAGAUUCCUCCACUGUUUUCAUAUACAAUAUGUACUAACAAAUAUAUGGGGAUCCAUGGAAAAAACCAGAUUAGUAAUAUAAAUAAAAUAAAUAAAUUAAAUAUAAAUACUUUGAACAACUUCUUAGACACUUUUGAGUUUGAAGAGAAAGGAAAUGAUGGUAUAGAAUAUAAACGUCUUGAUGAGCUAAGUAAAUAUAUUGAAGUGAUAAAAUUGGAUAACAAUAAAAUAAAUAAGGAUAGUAAAUAUUAUGAUAUAAAUUAUGAAAAUGAAAAUGAAUUUUUUGAUGAAAAUGGAAAUUUGAAAAUAAAAAAUGAUUGUGAAAAAAAAAGUAAUAAAAAUGUUAUGAAAGAAUAUUUACAUAUUCCACCAUUUGUUUUAACAAAAUUAUGUGAAUAUGCAUUAAAAGAAAUAUUAUUUUUUUUAAGUAAAAAACAUUUAAAACAAUUACAAAAUAUAUUAAUGGAUAAAGAAUCAAGUGAAAAUGAUAAAUUUGUUGCUAUGACUUUAAUUAAAAAUGCUAUAAUAAGUUCUCAUCAACAUUUGCCAGGUUGUCAAGACACAGGAACUGCAAUUAUUUUAGGGAAAAAAGAUGAAGAAGUUUUAACAACAUAUGAGCAUAAAUAUCUUACCCUAGGUGUAUAUAAUGCUUAUAAAAAAAAUAAUUUUCGAUAUAGCCAAUUAUCACCUAUUAAUAUGUUUGAUGAAGUAAAUACUAAAAAUAAUUUACCAUGUCAAAUUGAAAUAUAUAGUAAUAUAAAAAAGAAUGGAAAUUUAAAUGAACAAAUUAAAAAAAAUCCAAAAUAUGAAUUAAUUUUUAUUGCAAAAGGAGGAGGAAGUGCAAAUAAAACUUUUUUAUUUCAACAAACAAAAAGUAUUUUAAAUGAAGAUAAAUUAUAUGAAUUUUUGUUAGACAAAAUAAAAGAAAUAGGUACAUCAGCAUGUCCACCAUAUCAUUUGGCUAUCGUUAUUGGGGGAUUAUCACCUGAAAUGAAUUUAAAAACUGUUAAGUUAGCAUCUUGUAGAUAUUUAGAUAAUUUACCAACAGAAGGAAAUAUAUAUGGUAAAGCUUUUAGAGAUAUAAAAAGUGAAAAAAUAAUUUUAGAUAAAUCCCAAAGUUUAGGUAUAGGUGCACAAUUUGGAGGGAAAUAUUUUGUUCAUGAUGUUCGAGUUAUAAGACUUCCAAGGCAUUCUGCAUCUUGUCCAAUUGGUAUUGGGGUAUCUUGUUCAGCCGAUAGACAAAUAAAAUGUAUAAUAAAUAAAGAUGGAGUAUUUGUUGAAAAGUUAGAACAUGAACCGAUCAAAUACCUUCCUGAAGUAACAUAUGAUAAUUUAAAAAAUGGAAUAAACAAAAAGUCAAGCGAUCCAAAUAUUAUUUAUGAGAAUAAUAGAGAACAUAGUAACGGAGUAGCAGUAGAUUUGAAUCAACCUAUGGAAAAUAUAUUAAAACUAAUUUCAAAUUACCCUGUUUCAACUUUAUUAAUAUUAACAGGUAAAUUAAUAGUAGCUAGGGAUACUGCACAUAAAAGAAUUGUUGAUAAUUUUAUUAAUAAAAAUAUACCAAUACCUGAAUAUUUUAAAAAACAUCCUAUAUAUUAUGCUGGCCCAGCAAAGACUCCAGAUAAUUAUGCCAGUGGAUCUUUUGGCCCAACAACUGCUGGACGAAUGGAUGCUUAUGCAGAAGUACUUAUGAAAAAUAAUGCAUCUUUAAUUUCAUUGGCUAAAGGAAAUAGAUCUUUAGCUGUUCGAAAUGCAUGUAAAAAAUAUAAUGGUUUUUAUUUAGGUAGUAUUGGAGGACCAGGAGCAAUACUAGCAAAAAAUAAUAUUCUUAAUGUUCAGGUUAUUGAUUUUCCUGAACUUGGUAUGGAAGCAGUACAUUUAAUUGAUGUUGUCGAUUUUCCAGCUUUCAUUAUAAUCGACAAUAAAGGAAAUGACUUUUAUAAUAAAUGGAUACCAUCUUAG
Messenger RNA from Plasmodium vinckei vinckei, 1995 nucleotides. Its product is annotated as fumarate hydratase, putative. The record is from RefSeq and is a predicted model, not a curated record. The transcript has a single exon. Bases 1 to 1995 code for a protein of 664 amino acids. Gene Ontology annotation, molecular function: hydro-lyase activity. Lineage: Eukaryota; Apicomplexa; Aconoidasida; Haemosporida; Plasmodiidae.